Molecule: messenger RNA, 429 nt
Organism: Quercus robur (English oak)
Lineage: Eukaryota; Viridiplantae; Streptophyta; Magnoliopsida; Fagales; Fagaceae
Exons: 2
Coding region: 1-429 (142 amino acids)
Molecular function (GO): nucleic acid binding; RNA-DNA hybrid ribonuclease activity
Source: RefSeq, a predicted model, not a curated record
AUGGGAAACCCCGGCAUGGCUGAAGGAGGUGUAUUGAUUCGUAAUGCAAAUGGUGAGUGGGUGAAAGGAUACGCUAGAGCAAUUGGUUGUGCUACUAGUGUUGCAAUGGAGCUUUGGGCUUUAAGGGAUGGUAUUCAGCUCUGUAUAUCUCUUAAAGUUCCAGCGAAAGAUAUGGAUAACAAAAAUGGUGUUGGCAUUUUAGUAGUUGACUACAAAGAAGGGAUGAAGAAGAUUCCUUUGGUGCAUAUUCAACCCUGCUACAAAGAGGCAAACAAGUGUGCCGAUGCGCUGGCACGCAGGGGAGCUUCUCUAGCACAGGAUUUUACCAUUUUCAUGGAUCCCCCAGCUGAUGUAGCUUUUCUUCUUAAUUUAGAUUCUGCUGGAACUAUUUAUUUUCGUGAUGUAGCCUUUGUUGUGGAAGGCAGUUAG